AUGUCAGGCUGGUUCACCCUCUUCACAAACUGUCGCUACAUUCUCAAUGGCAGGCUUGUCGAUGACCACCUCGUCAUCUCCGACGAGACGGGCUUGAUACUGAAGCGAGAAGGAUAUAUUGGGGGUGAAGCAAUAGACUUGGAAGACAAUAUCAUCGCCCCAGGAUUCCUCGAACUUCAUACCAACGGUGCCAAUGGAUUCCACUUCACCCACUAUGAGGAUGAGAAGAGCUAUUGCAAGGAACUCGACGACCUUGCGAGGUACUACGCAACCCAAGGUGUGACUGCUUUCUGGGCGACGAUACCGACCGUGAAAGCGGAGGAAUUUCAACGAAUCCUCCCCUCUCUCACCCCCCGCUCCAUACCCUCUUCUGCCUCCCUCCUCGGCGCCCAUGCAGAAGGCCCAUACCUACAUCCUACGAAGAAAGGCGCCCACAACGCCUCUCUCCUCCAUCCCUCUUCCACUUCCCCCAGCACCAUAUACGGCUCCUCCAAUCUUCGCACUUCCAUCAAACUCGUCACUCUGGCUCCUGAACUGCCCGCCUCAGACGCCCUAACGCGCACCUUGACAUCCCAAGGCAUCAAGGUAUCCAUGGGCCACUCCACCGCAACUUACGAGCAGGGCCUCGCGGGUCUCCAAGCAGGAGCAACAGGGCUAACGCAUACGCUCAAUGCGAUGCCGGCGUUUGGUUCGCGGGAGCCCGGAUUAGCGGGUCUUGUUGCGCUUCCGAGGACUGAUGAGAGGGUUCCUUAUUACACGAUUAUUGCGGAUGGACAGCACCUGCAUCCUAAUACUGUCAACCUACUGUACCGCAGUAACCCCCAACGCUCAAUCCUCGUCACUGACAGCAUUGAGCUUGCGUCGCUGGAGGAUGGGAGAUAUCCUGGCCAUGCACAGAUUCCCUUUGAGCAAGACAAGAAGGGCGCGAGGGCCACGAUCAAGGGGACUGAUACACUCAUCGGAGGCUGCAUACCGCUACAAGAGAGUGUGAGGAACUUGAUGAACUGGUCCGGGUGUGGGAUUGCAGAGGCAGUAGGAACGGUGACGGAAAACGUUGCGGCAUUCAUGGGUAUCGAUGGACAGGGUGGAAGAGGCGUGUUGAAGGAGGGGAGAAGGGCGGAUCUGACGGUGCUGAGUGAGCGGGGGGAGGCGUUGCAAACUUGGAUUGCGGGACAUAAAGUAUGGGAUCGAGAAGCAGAGGUGCAAGCUAAAGAGGACGAUGUCGACACACGCAUUUGA
Plenodomus lingam JN3 is the source of this 1239-nucleotide messenger RNA. RefSeq lists its product as uncharacterized. Gene Ontology annotation, molecular function: N-acetylglucosamine-6-phosphate deacetylase activity. Lineage: Eukaryota; Fungi; Ascomycota; Dothideomycetes; Pleosporales; Leptosphaeriaceae. Gene Ontology annotation, biological process: N-acetylglucosamine catabolic process. The record is from RefSeq and is a predicted model, not a curated record.